Messenger RNA from Chinchilla lanigera (long-tailed chinchilla), 2232 nucleotides. RefSeq names its product chromosome unknown open reading frame, human C9orf153. The transcript is spliced from 7 exons. The record is from RefSeq and is a predicted model, not a curated record. Lineage: Eukaryota; Metazoa; Chordata; Mammalia; Rodentia; Chinchillidae. The coding region runs from base 543 to 1346 and encodes 267 amino acids.
GUGAGCUCUGGCAUAUGCCAGGACAGGGGAUGGACUGAAUGGGACCAGCCACUGCUCCAUGUAAACACCUAACAGUAAAACAAGUGAUUGCAGAGCAGAAGAGCAUCCCACUUCUCCAGCUUUCUGUUUCUGAGAACCUGGCUCUAUUUCAGGAUUCUGUCCUGUAGGCCAAGCACUGCUGCCUCAACAAAGCAAAACAAGAGAAGUACAACUCCUUGGAACCUACUUCAGGUUAGCAUAGAAGAGAGGAGGACAUUCUGGCUGGUUAAAAGAGGACUCCCUGUGUUCCAGCUCAAAGGAAGAAUGCACAGAAACACCGAAGCUCGCUCUGGAAAAUGAGUCGACUCAGCUGCUGAAGUGGAAAUAACACAACACUGUGUUCAUCAGCUGGCAUGGAAGCUAAACGUCAUACUGAGAUAAGGUGACUUCUGUUGCUUCAGCAGCACAGAGACUGAAGAUUAGGCAACGAGCGUGUGAAAAGAGCAGGAAGAGCUAAAGAAGAACUUGAAGGACUGGGAGAUAGAAAAUAAAAUCCCAGCACAAUGUCCCGCUUGAGAAGCGCCAGUCCGGGUAAAGACAGUCAGGUGCCAACCCAGCUAAAGACAAAGUCUUCCCCAUGGUGUUCGCUGCCAGAAUUAUAUGCAUUGGUUGAAAAUUUUAAUAAGGACAGUAAAAAAUCAAGUCUCCUAAAAACUCGUAGCAUUUCACCUACAGAAGGACAGAAACUACUUGCUAAAAGCCUAAGCACCAUGGCGUUCAUCAGCAGAACCGGCCUGAGAAGAGAAGAUCCGCAGCCAGUGUUGCCGUGCAGCGUGGUUAAAAGGGAACUCGAGAAGCCGCCGCCCAUGGCUGUGCGCCUGUACCGCAGCUUGCUAGAGGGCAUGCUCUCCCCAGGGGCAGGGCUCCCCAGGUCCCAGAAGAGACUGAUUGAGGAAGGGAUCUCUCCUCCCGCGCACUCUUUUCCUUACAGCGUUAUCCAGGAAGGCUUGGAAGCUCUGGCACAGAUUACCACUGAGAAGACUCAGAUCCCCCAGGUGUUAGACAGUCCACGCCUACUGAAGCUGUUCUUCGAAGACACAGUUCCCAGAUACUUCUUUGUGGACCCAGAAAAGCAAUUCAUGGAUCUAAGAGACCUGGAAUGGAGAUAUUUUAAGGGGCUUGCAAAGUGGAAGCACAUGACUGUGGUUUCAAUCAUGGAGAUAAAAUACAACAGUGAGAAGAGAUUUGUAGAGAGCUGGAACAUGCCUCGUGCUGUUUCCCCCCCUCUAGUACGUAAGUCUUCGGUCAUUUAUCCUGAGAUUGAAUACCGGAAGGAAGGAACUUGUGAUCUUAAAUGGAAUAUUUAGUUUACUGAAAAUAUCUUGGAUGUGGAUUUUUGCUAUUGAGAGCACCGAAAAAGUGAAGAAGAGGCACCCAAUGUAACAUCUGAACAAUAUUCAGGUAAAGCCACAAAAUAAAAAAGCUGUCAAUAUAGAUUAAAACACUCAGGCUAAUCGGCUAGUAUAACAUUUGGUUUUGACCCAUGUAGCCCAUUUGGGCUGAGGCUGAGGUAGAUGUUGAUCCUAUGAAAAUAAAGGCUGCACAGGGAGAGCUCCCAAGCAAGAAUAGCUCUUUUACUUGGCCUGCACAAGGCCCUAAGAUCCAUCCACAGCAGCCCUCCUCCCUACAAAAAUAUAAGCACAUAAGGAAGCCCAUCACCAUAAAAGCAGCUGAUAAAUUUAGCAGAUGGAAGAAUUGACACCUAUGGAUGUAGAGGUCGGUCCGAGAAUUUUAAUGUUAACUGCUUAAGGCAUUAAGGAAGUAGCAUUCAUGAAGCAAGGACUGAAAGAUGUGAAAAAGGAACAAAUUGAAAAUCUCAGAAGUGAAAAGAAAGGCAUUACAAUAAUAAUAACCCUCAGUAAAGUAUCUGACUAUUAUAAUAGACACAUCUGAAAGGAAGGGACUGAUGAUUUGGAAGAGAGCAAUGAAAAGCUUCCAAAUCAUAGCACAGGAGGCUAUGGUAAUGGAAGAUGCAAUGAGAAGUUCACAUCAAAUGGGAGUUGUACUAGAAAAAGGGACACUAGAAAAGAGGUGCUGUUUAACUGUAUUAAAUCUGAACAUACCUGUUGUAUAUGAAUUAAAGUAAAUGACUAACUCUUUGGAAAUGAAGAAGCAAGACUUGAAUUGAAAAAUCUCACUGAUAAGCAAGAAAUGAAAAAUAAAUCUAUGCCUGGAAACUCUAUGGAAAAACUA